CCCUUGUCACGUGCUCCUCCUUGGCCGGCGUGUGUCGCAUGUAGUUGGGGCAUCAUGGCUGGGCUCCUUCGAACGGCGUGGCGGCAUCGCUCUGGCCUUUGGGCCGUCAGGCUGGGACGCGGCGCUACCGCCCACGGCCCUUCCUUGCCACCGCCCCACGCCAUGCGGGCCGCGCUCUCCCGCGGCAGCAGUAGACAUCUGAUCUACCAGGCAAGGCUUUUCACGGUUGCAACACAAGAGAAAGGAGAUGUCCAAGAACCACCAGCUUCAGCUGUUCGAAUCAAGCAGGCACAGUAUUUUGACUGGGCCUUGAACAAACUGGAUAGUUCUAUCAGAAGAACCGGGCGCAUCACUAGAUCCCUUCUGAUAAAAAUAUUCCAUGAUGUGUGUAGAACAGGGCUUCCAAGUAGUAAUCAGGCCCUGCUGUUGUUGAGAAGCUGUGGUUCCUUGUUGCCUGAACUGAAUCCAGCAAAUCGAACAGAACUUGCCCAUUCUAUAUGGACCAAACUGAAAAAUCUGGGUGUUGUAUAUGAUGUAAGCCAUUACAAUGCUUUGCUAAAAGUCUACCUUCAGAAUGAACACGCAUUCUCUCCAACUGAAUUCUUAACAAAAAUGGAAGAAGCUAAUAUUCAGCCCAAUCGAGUGACAUACCAGCGAUUGAUUGCUGCCUAUUGCAGUAAGGGAGAUAUUGAUGGUGCCAGCCAUAUUCUUUCUUUCAUGAAGAGCAAAGAACUCCCAAUCACAGAGUCUGUAUUCAGUGCCCUUGUGACAGGCCAUGCAAGAUCUGGAGAUAUGGAGAAUGCAGAAAAUAUCCUUUCUGUGAUGAAAGAUGCUGGAAUCGAACCUGGUCUGGACACUUAUGUCUCAUUACUGAACGCAUAUGCUGAGAGAGGGGACAUAAACAAAAUUGAAGAGAUCCUGGAAAAUAUUGAGAAGGCUGAUAAUUACCCUUUGGACAGGGAUUUGAUGGACAUCAUUGCUACUCUUACUAAGGCUGGGUAUCCUCAGUAUGUGGAAAAUAUUUUGGAGAAAAUGCGACAUGACCGAGGAUACAUUCCAGAUGCCAUGAAUCUCAGUCUCAGCUUAAUUACACAAGGCUUCGAAGACACAGCUUUUCAAGUUCUGAAGUCAUUUCCUACGUCAACAUUAGAUACCCAGAAUGGAAACAAUUUAGACCGUGGCAAUUUCUUCUUACGGCAUUGUGUACAUAUGGAAAAGCCAGCAGCAAAGCUGAAACAUUUUUGUGAUGAGUUGAAAGGAGCCAGCCUUCAUACUGCUCCCCUACAUUUUGCUCUGCAUACCGCGUUGGAGUCAAAGAAAACUGCUCUAGCAAUUGACCUGAUGAAGAUAAUGAAAGAAGAAGGCUUACCUGUCAGACCUCACUAUUUCUGGCCAUUACUGGUUGAACAUCAGAAGGAGAAGAAUGUUCAAGGUACAGUUGAAAUCCUCAAAGCAAUGCAUGAAAUGCAGGUAGAGCCUGAUGUGGAAACAUAUGCCAACUAUGUUUUGACAAAUUUUGAUGAUAUCAGCUCUUUGAGUAAUUUGCUAAAGGAACAAGGUUGCCCCAUACAAACUAGUGCACUCGUUGCAUCAGAAAUCAGGCAUGAAGCUGCCAAUGGAAGACUGGAUAAAGUGUUGGCAUUAAUAUCGUCAUCAGAUACGCCAUCUGUGGAUCUCAUUCUGUUCAGAGGUAGUCUAACCGUUGGAUUCAAAAGGUGCGAUGAUGUAGAUCUUUGGAGCAAGAUAACAGAACUGUUGUACAAGGAUGGACGUUAUUGCCAGACGCCUCCAGGACCAACUGAAGCUGUUGGAUAUUUUCUUUAUCACUUGAUUGACAGCAUGAGUGACUCAGAGGUACAGGCCAAGGAGGAGCGGUUGAGACAAUACUUCCAUCAGCUGAAGAAGAUGAAUAUAGUAAUCCCUCACAACAUCUUCAGAGGUAUUUGUAACAUACUGGACAGCUGUCAUGUUCCCGAAUUAAUUAAGGAUGCAGUUUUAUUGACUGAUAGAGAAAAACUAUCACAAGGUGAUAUAGCAAAAUUUGCAGGGCUUUCAGUGUCUGACUUGGAGGAAAAACUCAGCCAGCUUAAAGCUGAAAACCAGCCUGUUGAAGAUACUCUCAAGCAACUCAUAUUUGCUCUUUGUUCAGAAGAGAAUAUGCAGAAAGCCCUUGAAGUGAAAGCCAGAUAUGAACCGGACAUGGUUGUUGGUGGCUAUGCCGCUUUAAUAAAUUUGUGCUGUCGACACGAUAACGCAGAAGAGGCAAUGAACCUGAAAGAAGAACUCUGCCGUAAAGAUUCAUCUGCUGUUCUUGAUGCAACAAAGUGUGUAUCUUUGGUGAAAGUUUUGUGGAAAGGUGGCAGACUGGAAGAUGCUAUUAACAUUUUAAAGGAGAUGAAAGAGAAGGAUGUCCCCAUUAAAGAUACAACUGUCACAUCCUUUUUCCACCUCCUUAAUGGUGUGGCCUUGCAGGGUGAUGUUGAAGCAGUGAAUCAGCUAUAUGAGUCCAUUGUGACCAUAGGUUUAGCCAAACCUACAGGAAACCUGUGUUCUCCACUCAUUACAGUAAAUCUUGAAAAGGAUGAUUUACCAGCAGUUGUGGAAACUCUGUUUGACUGUUGCAAGAAGUACAGCACUCUCCCAAGGCUUCAUGAUAUCUUGUGCAGGUUGAUAGAGAAGGGAGACACAGAACUCUUACAGAAAGUUAUGGAUUUCGUGAGCCAAGAAAAAGGUGAAAUGAUGAUGCUGUAUGAUCUCUUCUUCGCCUUCUUGAAUACUGGAAAAUACAAAGAAGCCAAGAAGAUCAUUGAGACUCCUGGCUUGAGAGCUCGUCCAAGUCGGCUGCGGUGGUUUGCAGAGAAGUGUAUUAUAAACAAUAAUGUUGAAGCCAUGGAGAACUUGGUGGAAUUGACACAAAAGCUGUUUGAGUGUGAUAGAGAUGAGAUGCAUUACUAUCUGUUAAAAUUGUGCAAGCAAAACAAUGAUGUGCAAAGGGCUGACUGCAUUUGGACUAAAAUGCAAGAAGAAAAUGUCAUCCCGCGUGAAAGAACCUUGAGGUUGCUAGCAGAUAUUCUUAAAGCAAAUAAUCAGGAAGUUCCUUUUGAUGUGCCUGAGGCUUGGUUUGAUGAGGAUGUCUGUCCUCCCCCUUCGUCCUCUUUGCAACCUUCUGAACCAUCUUCUGAUCCUCAGAAACAAAUAUUCAUACUCUGCAAAAAGGGUAAAGUUGAAGAAGCAUACAACAUUUUACUAGAGGCACAAAAGGAAGAUAUUACGUUUGAUUCCCAUGGUUAUUCCCAUCUUAUAAAAGCUCUGCUGAGUGAGGGUUUUCUUGAAAAAGCCCUCAAAGUAAAAAGCAUUGCUGAGACCCACAUCAAGGGCUUCGUGCUGAACGAUGCUGCCAGCAGCCUCCUCAUCAUAACGCAAGUUAGGCGGGAUUAUUUGAAAGAUGCAUUGUCUUCUCUCACGACCCUUCUUAAAAGAGAUGGAGUGCCCAAUCCACUCGCCAUUACACGUCUUGUUCAGGCUUUGGCUCAGAAGGGAGAUCUGGAAAGCAUCUGCGCAGUUGAGAAAAUGAUGGGAAGCCUCAGCAGUUCUAUUAAAUUGUCACAUAUGCUUUUCAUCAAUAAUACCGUAUUGGCUCACAUCAAAAAUAAUAACCUUGAUGCUGCCGUAGAAUACCUUGAGCCUCUUUUCACCUCUGGAAAGCUGAGCUCUGAUACAUCGAGUUCAAGCAUCAGCUAUGUGUUUAGAAAGCUGAUUGAAGAAAAACUGGAACCAGCUUUGGAGAGAUUGGGUGCCAUGGCUGAACAAUUAGCUAAUCAGUUUGGAAUUUAUAGGCCUGUCACAGACCUUUUCCUUCAGUAUAUCAAUACAGGACAAGUAGACGAUGCCAGAUUUCUACUAGAGAGAUGCAGCGCAAUAGGUGAACAAAAGAGAAGUCUGAUGACUUUCAUUGCUCAGAUAUCCCAGCAACCAGGACAGGUUCAGAAAAUCAAAUUAUUGUUAGAACUGAUACCUGACUUUCCAGAUGUGAAAAAUGUUUACUCUUAUCUCAUGAAAAGCUAUGCAUUAAAUGAGGAUGUUGCUUCAGCAAAAGCUCUAUAUGAGAAAAUGGAAGUGGAGAAAUUGCAUCCAGACGAGUUGUUUCUGAAACGCUUUGCUGUCCUCCUGAAGAAAGCAGGAGAGCCUGUUCCUUUCACGGAGCCUCCUGAGAGUUUCAAAUUCUACGCAGACAAACUACGGAAAGAACAAGAAGAACAUUCAUCAGAUGAAGAUUAACUUUUUUAAUACAUUAAUUGCUGUUGUGAAUAUUGUCACUGUGAGAUAUUGUUUUAAAUAAUAAGUUGUUGGAAAAAAUAAAAUUGAAAAUAGGACUUCUCAGUGUAAUAUACCUGAUUUAACUAAAUUUUGCUUUGAAUUUCUUGCUAAUUCUAAAUCUCAUGACUCUUGUUGCACAUGGCAGCAUGACUGUAGCAGAGUAUCUCCUUCAGUGGCAUGUGCAAACUUUCAUUAGCAGUGUGGACACACACCAAACAAGUCUAGCACUAUUCUAAGGAAUCUCAAAUUCCAUAGUUCCAUAAUAAAUUUAUUUCAAAUA
Molecule: messenger RNA, 4597 nt
Organism: Sphaerodactylus townsendi
Lineage: Eukaryota; Metazoa; Chordata; Lepidosauria; Squamata; Sphaerodactylidae
Gene: LRPPRC
Product: leucine rich pentatricopeptide repeat containing
Exons: 38
Coding region: 55-4278 (1407 amino acids)
Molecular function (GO): protein binding
Source: RefSeq, a predicted model, not a curated record